Plasmodium gaboni is the source of this 1623-nucleotide messenger RNA. RefSeq names its product putative RING zinc finger protein. The record is from RefSeq and is a predicted model, not a curated record. Lineage: Eukaryota; Apicomplexa; Aconoidasida; Haemosporida; Plasmodiidae. The coding region runs from base 1 to 1623 and encodes 540 amino acids. The transcript has a single exon.
AUGAAGUUUGGUAAGAACAUCAGAAGAGAGAUGCAUAACCACUCUGGUAUGCAUUAUAUAAAUUAUAAAGUAUUAAAAAAAUUAAUAAAAUAUAUUAAUAAUAGUAUUAUUGAAAAGGAAUUAGAGAAUGGGAAGGAAUUAAAUAAAAGAUUUGAAGAAGUUCUAUUACAUGAUUUAAAUAUAAUAGAAGAAACAUUUGUAAAAUUAUUUAAAGAGAUUAUGAAUAUAAAAAAAGAGAUUGAAAAGAAUUAUAGUACAUUAGAAAUAUUUGAUAAUAAUGAUAAUAUGAAGAUAUCUAAAGAAUGUAUAUCAUUUGAUACUUUAUUAAAUAUAUUAAAAGAAAAAAAUGUUUCAAAAGAAUUUUUUAAUUUUUGUGUUCAAUUAAGUAUACUCUCGAAUAAAUGUAAGAUUAUAAGAACAUAUGUUAUAUAUAAUUAUAUAGGAUUAAUAAAAAUAUUAAAAAAAAAAAAUAAACAUUGUGGUAAUAUAUAUAGAAAUAUACAAGUAACUGAUAUAUUGUCAAGUUAUACUUGGUGCCUAUCAGAUGAAUUACCUAAAUUAAUUUCAUCAGUUAAUAUUAUUUCUGAUGAAUUUAUGCAGAAAUAUACUAAUACAAAUGUAACCAUUGAAAAAUAUAUAUGCCCUAUUUGUCUAUCUUUAAUACAUGAACCAGUUACUUUAAAUUCAUGCUUUCAUUCCUUCUGUUGGAAAUGUCUAGCUACUGCUAUUCAAAAAUAUUCUAUAGAUAAUUGUCCAUCAUGUAGAACUAAAAUUGUUUAUGAUAAAAAUUCUUUCAAAAUUGAUGGAAUUUUAAACCAGUUCUUAGAAAAGCAUUUUUUAAGUGAACAUGAGAAAGAAAAAAAUCGUCCCAUUAAAGGGACUCACCAAAAAGGUGGAAGUGGCGUGCAAAAAAUGGACAUGGAAACAUUCAAGAGGGAAAAUAUUGGGAUGGAAAAUGUUGAGGUGGAAAAUAUUGAGAGGUACAAUAUUGGUAGGGAAAAUAUGGACAGGUACAAUAUUGGUAGGGAAAACAUCGAUUGGAAAAACAUCAACAGAUGCAAUAUUGACAAGAAUCAUCUUAUAAAGAAGACAAACAAGAACAUCAAUAUUUGUAACAAUUAUAAAACAUCAUUUAAUUAUUCAAAUAAUUAUGUAUUAUCAAAUAAAGUGUUUGAAAAUAAUAAGACCAGUUGUGUUAUGAACUAUAAUAUAAAAGACGAGGAAAACCCAAAGGUAUCACCAUCAACUUAUGAUGGUUUUAUUUUAUCUUCAUCAGAUUCUUCAAAUAGCAAUCAAAAUAAUGGCAUAAAUUUUGUGAAUAUGAAAAAAGGAAAGGAUAUUAUCGUUCCUACGACUAAAAUGAGUAAUGGCUUGACAGCGUAUGAAAUACUAGAUGAUGAAUAUAUGGAUACCAUUGAAAGUUUAAAUAAGUAUGUGUCUGUAUUAAAUACGAAUGAUAUAAAUUCUAUGGAUGACAGAGAAAGAGAGUGUAGUGAUUAUAGUGAUGAAUUUUGUAAUGAGAUAUCAAAGGAUAAAAUAAAUAAUAAUGAGAGUAAUAGAAUGAGGCAAGAAAAUAAUUAUAAUAAUAUAAUAAAUGAAGUUUUGAGUUAUACGUUUAAUUAA